GGGCGUGGCAGGUGAGGUAGGCAUGUGCGGGGUGAGCGGCCAGGACAUUAGGACAUUAGGGCCUCGUGUCCCUCCUCCCACCUCCUGGUUAUAAUUUAACUUUGUGCCAGGAUGGAGCGGCAGGGCUUCUCUUGGGGGGACAGUUCUCAGCCUCUUCAGGCACCUACGUGGGCUCCUAGCCAAGUCAGGGAGUCGGGCACCCUCAUGCAGAACAAAAUCUGGGGUCUGAGAUGGGUGGUGCCGGUCCUGGGCUCUCAGCAGAUGCCAUGGGCCCGGGACCUGGCACCCCGCUGGCCUGGGCACCCGUGUCAGAGGCUGGCACAUCCCGUAAGGCUCACGCUGCACUGGGCAGCACAGGCCUGGGCUCCAGGGCUUGGGAAAAGAGGGGCUCCUGUGGGGUGGGGGGAGAAAGGGGAGCCAAGCACAGGGACCCCGGCGCCCUGCAGCUUUUCAGAACACGAGGACCCACCUGGGAGGCAAUCCCCUGUCCUGCCCCACUCCACCCUCUGCUUCUGGGAGCAGCCUCUCUCCUGUCCUCAGUCACAGGCUCUAGGGGACCAGGGACAGAAAGGGAGUUCUGGCCUAUCUAACAAACAUUGCAACACCGAGUCAGGAACGGUGAGAGAGGGCAGCAGAGGACAAAGUGAGGAUCGUCACUGGGGCAGAGUCCACCGAGACUCCAGGUGCCUUCAGAGCCCAAAUACUCCCUGCAGUAUCCCCGUUAUGGUGGGGGAAGAGGACAAGGACCACCCCUCCUCAAGGCAGCUCUCCCCUGUGGGGCAGCCCGAGCUUGGGGGACUUUCCGAGCUGGAACCUGCAUUUGGAGGACACCCCUGCCUGGGUCUGGCCUCAGCAUGCCCAGAUGACCAAACCGAGACCUCGCAGGAAUAACCUUCCCAAGAGCACCCGGCCAGAGAGCGGCAGACCCGGGGACCCACCAGCUUCCCUGCUGGUCUUGGGCAACUUGCUAAGUUGCAGAUCUUACCUGCAAAAUGGAAAUACCAGGAUGGCCCCCUCUGUAAGUGCAAGAGCACUGUAAGGCCUCUGGGGAUCAUCUGGGAGACGGCCAGUGUCUUUGCCCAAAACCCGGAAGCACUCGGACUUACACACGUGCCCACCUGCAGGCUCUCCCCCACUGCCCAGAUGUGCGCGCUUACUCCCCAGCUCACGCCACGCACAGGCCCCGUAGGUGA
Tupaia belangeri chinensis (Chinese tree shrew) is the source of this 1193-nucleotide messenger RNA. RefSeq lists its product as uncharacterized. The transcript has 2 exons. NCBI's taxonomy places the organism in Eukaryota, Metazoa, Chordata, Mammalia, Scandentia, Tupaiidae. Bases 112 to 891 code for a protein of 259 amino acids. The record is from RefSeq and is a predicted model, not a curated record.